AUGGCCUCCAUGGAGAAAGCAGAGCCAGUUUUGGCCCCAAAAGCGCCAAAUUCUAGAAAGAAGAAAUUUAUUCUAGGUAUUGCUGUGCUUGUGGUUGUCGUCGUCGUCGCGCUGGCCGUGGGCCUAGGCGUGGGCCUCUCACGCAACAAGGGAGACGAAAACGAAAGCAAAAACGAUGAAAAAACACCUCCGAGCGCUGGUGGUAGCAUUAAUCGAACAUCCAUCUGGAAGCCAGAGGUAGGAACUCCCUGGCAGAUUAUCCUGAGCAAGCCCAUCAAGCUCAGCAGCGACGAUGGCGCCGUCUCGCCUAAUACGACAGUCUACGACCUUGACAUGUUUGAAAACGACGCCGAAUCCUUCCGCAAGCUCAUAAAUGCCGGAAUAAAUGUCAUCUGCUACUUCAGCGCCGGCUCAUGGGAAGAGUGGCGCGAUGAUGCCGCCAAGUUCGACAAAAAGGAUCUCGGCAAGGAGCUCGACGGUUGGCCGGGCGAGAAGUGGCUAGAUGUGAGGAGCGAUUCGGUACGAAGCAUCAUGAAGGAACGCAUAAAGCUGGCUGCUUCAAAGGGAUGCAUGGCUAUUGACCCGGACAACGUGGAUGGCUUUCAAAACGAAAACGGCCUUGGACUGACGGCCAACGAUGCGGCUGACUUUGUCAAGUUUCUGGCCGGCGAAGCCGCCUCGUACAACAUGUCAACGGGCCUCAAGAAUGCGGCCGACAUUAUCGACGACGUGCUCGACGUGGUGCACUUUUCGGUCAACGAGCAGUGCAUUGAGAUGGCCGAGUGCCCGUCAUUUGCGCCUUUCAUCAAGGCUGGCAAGCCCGUCUUCAACAUUGAGUACCCCGAAGGUGCCCCUGACGAUCUCAGCGCACAAGUCACGACCAACAUCUGCUCGCACAGGGGAAACGCCGCCGGGACUGAAGGCUUCAGCACCGUCAUCAAGAAGAUGAACCUGGAUGGGUGGGUCGAGUACUGCGACGGCAAUAAGUUUGACACUCCCAUCAACAGUUGA
This is a messenger RNA of Drechmeria coniospora, 1011 nucleotides long. RefSeq names its product endo alpha-1,4 polygalactosaminidase precursor. Lineage: Eukaryota; Fungi; Ascomycota; Sordariomycetes; Hypocreales; Ophiocordycipitaceae. The record is from RefSeq and is a predicted model, not a curated record. The transcript has 2 exons. The coding region runs from base 1 to 1011 and encodes 336 amino acids.